Molecule: messenger RNA, 6153 nt
Organism: Danio rerio (zebrafish)
Lineage: Eukaryota; Metazoa; Chordata; Actinopteri; Cypriniformes; Danionidae
Source: RefSeq, a predicted model, not a curated record
AGCGCUUCUCAGAGGCUUCACGGGAUAUUCAUGCAACAUCUGAGGCGGAACAAGCUGACAACACGUCCUGUCAGGCUGUCAAACCAGUCCACGACUAUGUUUGACGAGUGCGUUUGCGCCCCAAACCAGUAACAAAACUUAUCUAGACUAGGACUGUCACCUCCGUUUAGUUUACAACAGCAUGUCUUUGCACUAGUGUUUUGCUGUAGUUCGAGCUCAUGCCCCUAAAGCCGUGCCAAUGCCGAGGAAUGGAGACUAGCAGUGUAUCUGGUAAAGUUGGAAAGAUGGUCACAAGUGAUGAGGAGCAUUUGCAGUGCAGUAACGCAGGAAUGGACGCGCUUCACCAAUGUGAACUGAUCCAGAGACUGAUCGAGAUCUCCAUCUCUAGUCUGAAGGGGCUCCGGACCAAAUGCGCCGCUUCAAACGACCUGACCCAACACGAAAUACGUGCUUUAGAGGAGAAGCUGGUGAAGUACAUCAGUAAGCAGCUGGACUGGAAGCGCAGUGUUGCAGAGAGAGAUCGACCGCUGGCGCUGGACUCGUACCCAAACCUCACAGACUGGCUCUACACCAUCAACCUCCGGCCAGAGAUUAUAGAGGCAGUCCCUGUGAAGCUCUCUCUGGAUGCCCUGCUGCAGAUGUCCAGUGGCCAGGUGGAAGAGAACAUGAAGAGACUGGGCUCCAGCAGUGAAGAGUGUUCCCGUAUCACGGCUGCCCUCUCCUGCCUCAAGAGCGCUACUGACACAGGUGUGGGACUUAAAAAAGAGGGCAUCCCGUGGAUAGCAGACCCCACUGAGCACGACAGCACCUCUGCUGACCCUCUUUCCUGUUCAAUGCGUGCUACGUCUUACGGUCUCAAGCCCACCAGCUGGCCUUCUCCAUCAGCUUUACCCCGGCUUCGCUCCUGUGUGUCCGUUUCCACUCUCCCUCCCUCAGAUUUCCCAGUGGUUGUCUACACCCGCUGUGAUGGGCUGACAGACCCCUUCUCAUCCUCCCCACAGCUUAACUGCAAUGUCUCAGGGUUGCUGUCCACUCCUCCAGUCACCCCACCACCCAAAAGAUACGGCAAGCUCAAACCUUCACGAACUCCUCCACCUCCAUCCCGCAAGCUGCUAAACCUCCUGCCCAGCAUCACACUCACCCGCAGCAAGAGCCAGAGCCAGCUGGCCAACCGCAUCGACGACCUGACACCCAACAAGAGUGGGAAGAAGAACAAGCCUCUCCUAAACGUGCAGGUGAACGGUGGAGCAAACGGAUGGGAGGAUUCACCAUCUCGAUCACCGCUGCUGUCUGCCCGCUCGCCCUGUCUCCCACCAAACACACCCAGCCACUUGACAGACCCUGCAGCUCUCAGAAAUAAUGUUACGACUCACGGAAGCUCUCCGCUAGUCAUGAGAAAAGACAUCGGCCUGGAUGUCACACACAGGUUUUCCACCAAGUCGUGGUUGUCUCAGACGUGUCAGGUGUGCAAGAAGAACAUGAUGUUUGGUGUUAAAUGCAAACAUUGCAAGGUGAAGUGCCACAACAAAUGUACCAAAGAAGCCCCUAAGUGCAGGAUUUCAUUUGCACAAUUCCCAAAUAAGAUCAGAAGAACAGAGUCUGUACCGUCAGGCAUCAACAACCAGGUUGAGCGACCGGCAGAAUCUCAGCAGUACGGGACAUUACCAAAGGCCAUAAACAAGAAGGAUCACCCUCCAUCACUGAGUCACCUGGACUCCAGUAGUAACCCAUCCUCCACCACCUCCUCUACCCCCUCCUCACCCGCUCCCUUUGGCCAGAGCAACCCCCUGAGUGCCACCCCUCCACCAAACCCCUCGCCCAAGGGCUCAGCUGACAGCCGCUUUCACUUCCCAGCUGCCUGCUACUUUCAGCAUAGACAACAGUUUGUCUUCCCUGAUGUAUCUAGUUCCUCACAUUCAGAGGGCGGUUACACUGGAGAAUCAGACCAGUUGGAUGGUGUUGCAAGCCAAUCGUCAUCAGGCCACAGGGAAGAUGUGGAUGACGAUCAGCAAGGAGACGACGCUCAGGAUCAGGAAGGAUCAGAGGAAGAAUCUGAAGACGAUGAAGUGGAUGAUCUGCCCAAAUACAGCGGCCAUUUUAAGGACUACAUCAGCCGCAAAGCCAGCCAGACCAGUGUGGACCUGCGUGAAUGGGACGUGCCUUUCGAGCAGCUGGAGCUUGGCGAGCUGAUAGGUAAAGGCCGCUGGGGGAAGGUGUGCAGGGGCCGCUGGCAUGGAGAGGUGGCCGUCCGAUUAUUAGAAAUUGACGGUAACAACCAGGAGCAUCUGAAACUGUUCAAGAAGGAGGUGAUGAACUACCGGCAGACACGACAUGAGAAUGUUGUGCUGUUUAUGGGGGCCUGCAUGCACCCACCUCAUCUGGCCAUUAUCACCAGCUUUUGUAAAGGACGGACGCUCUACUCAGUCGUCAGAGACUCUAAACUUGACAUCAACAAAAUUAGACAAAUUGCUCAGGAAAUCGUAAAGGGAAUGGGUUACCUCCAUGCAAAGGGAAUCGUACACAAAGACUUAAAGUCCAAGAAUGUCUUUUACGAUUCAAACAAAGUAGUCAUCACAGAUUUUGGCCUGUUUGGGAUGUCUGGAGUGGUUCAAGAGGACAGGAGAGAAAAUGAGCUGAAGCUGCCACGAGGAUGGAUCUAUUACUUGGCUCCAGAGAUUGUGCGAAAGAUUGGACCAGGAAACCAAGAAGACUGUCUGCCCUUUUCAAAAGCUGCUGAUGUUUACGCCUUUGGCACUAUCUGGUAUGAACUCCAGGCCAAAGCCUGGCCAAUCAUCAACCAGCCGACUCAAGUGUUGAUCUAUCAGCUGGGAAGUGGAGAAGGAAUCAGAUCUUUAUUGACUACUAAGGGUACUAGCUUGGGCAAGGAGGUCACGGAGAUCCUGUCAGCCUGCUGGUGUUUUAAAGCUGAGGACAGACCAACAUUCACUCAGCUGUCAGACUUGCUGGAGAAGCUGCCAAAGCUCAACCGCAGACUCUCGCACCCGGGCCACUUCUGGAAGUCUGAGGACGUAUGGCAUCACCACUGUCUACGUGAGCACUGCAGUCCAGGCCUCCGCUCUCGUUGUCCAUACGUCUACAAAUAUGACAGUUUAUCCCCAGCUGCUGAAGGCAUUAGCAUGACUGCUGCGUUCAAAGAAAGCCACUGAGGCUAAAUAGUAGUUUUAUCCAGAUGUCUGCUUCUAUUCCAUGUAUUUACUAUAGAUCAAGGGUGUCCAAAUUCAGUCCUGGAGGGCCGGUUUCCUGCUUAGUUUAGCUAUAGCUUCCUUCAACACACCUCCCUGGAAGUUUCUAGUACACCUAAGAGCUUGAUUGGCUAAUUCAAGUGUGUUGAAUUGCGGUUGGAACUAAAUUAUGCAGGACACCGGCCCUCCUGGACUGAGUUUGGAAACCCCUACUAUAGAUGGAGUGUGUUUUGCCGUGUUCAUCUUUGUGUUGCUCUUUUAGCCCAAAGUAUAUUUUAGUUUAUCAUCAUCAAGACUGUUCAGCCAAAUUGUAUGCACUUUUUCAAUUUGUGUGCCCUAAUUAGUUUGUCCACAAGGUGGAAACACUGGUCCUAGCUGUUGUUUAACAUCCGGAAAAAGACUACAAACUACUUUUUAGUUACAUUAGUAGACAUAGUGUAAUUUUUUUACAAGCAGUAAAUAAUUGUUUGAUUUCAAAGCUUGUUUUAUUGCGUUUAACCACACUCAUCGUUGAUAUUAUGAUAUUUAAUAUAUGAUAUUAAAAGUUUAAAUUGUAACCUGCGCUCUUGUCAAAAUUUGAACCCAAGAAGACAACAAGAGGACAUUUUAUGUAGUCUGUAUUGGCCCCCUUCAGUAUUUGCUUUGUUUUAUCUUCAGUUGAUGUCAUAAUGUUUUAAUGUCGGAGCUACAACAGGAUUAAACAAAAUUAUACACAGUGUUGGAAUAUCGAGCCAAUAUCGAGCGUGUUCAAUAAAAAAAGGUCAGGAAAGGGGUUUUCUUUACUGCCAAAUAGAUUAGUAAUUUACUAGAUACAAAUGAAUAAUUCGAUGACAGAACUCUGGGUUACAUUACCCCAAUGCAAUACUAAAAAAUGACAUUCAGGAGGUUUGCAACUAACUUAAAUUUCCAUGACUCCAGCAUAUAUACACAACUGGUAUUAACAGAUGGAGAUUUGGUGUAACGUCACUUAUCAGUCAUUCUGUAGUCCUUUGGCUCUUGUACACCAAACAUACUUUCUCUUUCUGCAACCCUUCUCUGUAUACCAGAACUGAACAGUUAAGUGUAUCUUUAAUGUAUUUCACAACUUCUAUAAGCAUCCAGCUCCUUGUGACAUGCCUAGACUUCUUUUUAGACAGCAGUCUGGAGGAAAGGUCCCCGCACUAUAUUUAUUCUUAUUUUGCUAUUUCCCUCUUGUCAGCAGUUACUUCUAAGAAGUUUGCAACAGAGUAAGAAAGAAGUAUGCUUGCUCAAUACAUUGUACAAAAGAAAAAGAUUGAUUAAUCUGUUGUUAGUCUAAACAUUCUUCUUAUAAAAAAUAAAGACACAAAAGUAAUAAAAAUUAAUACCCUUUUCCCCAUAGCAGACACUGGACAGGGAUUUAUUAUUAUUAUUAUUAUUUGUAGUUUACUGUUUUCAACUGAGUAUAAAUCAUUUUUUUUGCUUGUCAUAAAUUACAGUAUAGGGAGGAAAAAACAGGAUGAAUCUUUCUGAUUUGAUUUUGUGAUUUUUGGAUUUUUGAGUGUUUGUGCAUACACUAUUAAUCCUGUACUUUAAAAGACUGUGUGUUCAACAACAAAAAACAAAUGAAGUAUACUUUGGGCUUAAGGCAUUACUUGGAAAUGAUUAGUAAUCCCAUUUUUGGCUUCUUUCGGGAUUUAAAAAUUGUUCCUGUUAUAACACUCUAGCCAAGCCGAUUUAGCUAAUCUUUGUAAACGCAAAUCAUAAAUCUAAGGAUUUCAAGACAUUUGACCUUAUAGACUUUACUGAAUUGCUUCAGUUUACCCUGUGUGUGCCAUCACAUGAUUUGAAUAUUAAAAUACCUAAUGGUUUUGCAUUCCACACCAUUAAUUUUCCAUUUUUCACACUUAUAGGAUUUAUAGGAUUUAAAUCAGGGGUGCUCAAACUUUUAUCUUAUGACGGGCCAAAAAACAAACUUGAUUGAAGUUGGCGAGCCAAAGUUAAAUAAACUAAACUGUAUUACAUUCAAGUUUCCAUGGUAAAUUAUUAAUUUAUUAAUAUUUAAAAUUUAAACUAAAUAAACUUCUUACAAUAAAAACAUAAACUAAAAAUCAUUUAGAACAAUGUCUUGGGCUUUGUCCGAUAUCCAUCAAAUCCAUCAAACAGCAAUUACAUUUUAGCAAUAAAAAAAUCUGAUUGAUUCAGAACAUUUAACUGAAACAUUUAAUUUUAGUUAGCUUUUUUGUAGCUCGAAAAUUAAACAAACAAGCAAAAAGUUAUGUUAAAUUAGUAUUAGCAAUCUGUUUUGCCUCAACCUUUCCCAUCAUUCUCUCUCCCUUCUCAGAGGCAGUGGCAGGCCAAAUCAAAGGUUACCAUGGGCCAACUUUGGCCCGCGGGCCCUAGUUUGAGCAUUGCUGAUUUAAAUGAAUAAUAAUUUACCAGAUGCUAUAUUCGGUUCUCCUGAGCCCUGCGAGAGCCUCAAAAAUAAGAAAUUGACGAGGUGUUUGUAAUAUAUUUUAAAGAAUGAAGUAUAUUUUGACCCAGCAGGAUUACGUUCAGGAUCUUCUGAUGACUAAUACCUCUUGUUUAUGUGUAAGUGUGUGCGUGUGAGCGAUUGCACGCAGAGUUUUGGGUGAUUUAUUUUUGAUGUUAUGGUAAAUAAGAGAAUGUUUAAGCUACGGUGACUGUUCCCUUUAUCUGCAACUUUAAAAAAAUGUUUAAUUUAUUGUACAGCUAAGACUCUUAUAUUAUUUGUACAAAAUUUUGUAUGUUUCCAUCGCAAUAUUUUGGAAAAAGGUACUUUACUCUUUUUGUACAGCUCUUUAUAUACAGAAUGACUCAAACAUAAAAAUUUACACCUUUAGAAUGAGGAUUUAAUGUUAUGUAAUUAUGAAUUAAUAUUUUGUAAAGCUUGUGUGUCUGUAAGCACAUUGUAAUUUUAUCCUGGCAGAAAUAAUAAACAAAUGAAACAUUUUUUUUUUCUUCCACUUCA